Pungitius pungitius (ninespine stickleback) is the source of this 2273-nucleotide messenger RNA. RefSeq names its product triokinase/FMN cyclase (gene tkfc). The transcript has 17 exons. NCBI's taxonomy places the organism in Eukaryota, Metazoa, Chordata, Actinopteri, Perciformes, Gasterosteidae. The record is from RefSeq and is a predicted model, not a curated record. Gene Ontology annotation, molecular function: glycerone kinase activity; ATP binding. Gene Ontology annotation, cellular component: cytosol. Bases 413 to 1948 code for a protein of 511 amino acids. Gene Ontology annotation, biological process: glycerol catabolic process.
CACAGUGCAUAGCAGAUCCUGUGGAACCGAGAUGCACUGAUUCUCUCUCUCUCUGUGUUAUUGUGAAUGUGAGCUGACCUCACGAGGCUUUUCUCUCACCAUGGUCGCAUUACUUUGUGAGGAUCAGAGUCCACGCGCUGAUAACGGAAGUGAGAGAGAAGCUGCCAUUUGGACAUUUUAUAGUUCGUUGUGCAGCUUCUGAAGACCCAAGAAGAAGUUGAUAAACUCGGUGGACAGCUGUGUGGACGAGGCCAUCUGGGGCCUCGUGAGGGCCAGCGGGGGCCUGUCUCUGCUGAAGGGCCACAGAGUCGUGCUCCGGUCCGACUUGGACAAGCUGAGGGGCCGCGUGGCCCUGCUGUCCGGCGGGGGGUCGGGUCACGAGCCGGCACACGGGGGUUAUCUCGGGGCAGGUAUGCUGUCAGCGGCUGUAGCGGGCGGCGUGUUUGCCUCUCCGCCUCCUGCCAGCAUCCUGGCCGCCAUCCUCAGCCUGCACGCUGCGGGAGCCUCGGGGGUCCUCCUCAUCGUGAAGAACUACACCGGCGACCGCCUCAACUUCGGCCUGGCCGCCGAGCAGGCCCGCCGCCGCGGCGUCGCCGUGGACACGGUGACCGUUGCCGAGGACUGCGCCUUUGACCGGCCCGGCAAGGCGGGGAGGAGGGGCUUGUGCGGCACCAUCUUCGUGCACAAGCUGGCGGGCGCCUUGGCGGAAGAAGGCUCCUCAUUGGCCCGGAUCGUCUCCACGGUGACGGAGGUGCUGCAGGGCGUCGGGACGCUCGGGGUGAGCCUGUCGCCGUGCAGCGUGCCGGGCUCCCUGCCUUCGUUUGAGCUGCCGCCGGGAGUCAUGGAGCUGGGCCUGGGAAUCCACGGAGAACCUGGAAUCAAAAGGUCAAAGGUGGUGUCCGCAGACGAGGUGGUGAAGACCAUGAUAGAUCACAUGACCAACCCUGGCAGCCAAUCACAUCUGCCCCUGAAACCAGGGGACGCCGUGGUGGUGUGUGUGAACAACCUCGGCGCUCUGUCCUGCCUGGAGAUGGCCGUGGUUACCAGGGCGGCCAUCGUGUGCCUGGAGGGUCGCGGCGUGGUGGUUGCCAGGGUGAUGUCGGGGUCGUUCAUGACGUCGCUGGAGAUGGCGGGAGUGUCGCUGAGCCUGAUGAGGGCCGACCAGGAGACACUGAGGCUGUUUGAUGCCAAGACCAGCGCACCGGCCUGGCCGAACCUCAGCAGCGCGUGCGUCAGCGGACGCAACUACGUGACCGAGCCUCAGGCGGCGAGCGGACGGCCCCAAGACGACGCGCACUCUGACGGGCCUCUGAGUCCUGUGAUGCGUGCCGCGCUGGAGAGGGUUUGUUCCGCCCUGUUGGAGAAGCAGGACGAGCUCAACGCGCUGGACCGCGCCGCGGGGGACGGCGACUGUGGGAACACUCACGCGCAGGCGGCUGGAGCCAUUCGGGAGUGGCUCCAGCAUCACGUGGUCCCUGGUUGCCCCGGACGACUGCUGUCGGUCCUCGCUGGAUUGGUGCAGGAUAAGAUGGGCGGGUCUUCGGGGGCGUUGUACAGUCUGUUCCUGACGGCAGCGGCGGGUCAUGUGACCGAGGAGCAGAGCAACGCUGCAGCCUGGGCUACUGCAAUGCAUGCUGGGACACAGGCCAUGAGGAGGUACGGCGGAGCCGACCCUGGAGACAGAACAAUGUUGGACGCUCUGUGUCCCGCUGUGGACGAGCUGAUGAAGCUGACAACGGCACCGCCUGGUGGACAGAUCGCGGUACUACGGGCGGCCGUGCAGAAGGCGGCCGCGGGGGCGGAGUCGACCCGUGACCUCGCGGCGAGGGCCGGGCGAGCCAGCUACAUCGCAGCCGAGCGCGUCACCCUCCCGGACCCCGGCGCCGUGGCUGUGGCGUCCGUCCUGAGGGCCGUGCUGGAGUCCCUGGAGGGGGGAGCGGGGGAGUGAUGGAGGGGAGCAGAUCCUGGCUAAUGUUGGACCAGACACUGCACAUCCAGUAGAGAGUCAGGGAACUGUGAAAAAUAAUUUUAUUUGAUUUAAAAAUGACUGACAAUCCAGGUCAUUUUUAGUAAGGCUUGAAUACAUUUUUACUUAUUUUAUUAAUGAUUUAGUUGAACGCAUAGCUGGAGAGAGUGGUUAAAUUGUGAAUUUGAACAUUUUUGUUUGCAAUAAAAACAAUUGAUGCAUAAGGUUGUUGAACAUUCCUAAUCUUCCUAAGCUGCUGCUAGUAGUAAUAAUUAAUAUUGUUGUGGCGUAACCUUUUCCUUUUGGG